Messenger RNA from Peniophora sp. CBMAI 1063, 1833 nucleotides. The record is from the annotation of a GenBank genome assembly. Lineage: Eukaryota; Fungi; Basidiomycota; Agaricomycetes; Russulales; Peniophoraceae.
AUGAGAAUCGAAUGCAAUUCAAUCGAGGUCGUACUAAGCGUGGGAAUAUGUGCAUGCACGCGUUUGACUCCGAGGUCGCGUCCGAGGUCGCGUCGAAGUGGGCUUGGACUCGCACCACGACUACACGCAUUCUCUACCAUGGAUGACGACGAUUUUCUGUACGGGGACUCUGCGCCAGCUGCUCCCGCGCCAGUAGAAGCCCCGGCCACACCAGCGCAGCCAGUCGCCCCUACACCAGCGCCCGAAGCGAAGGAUGAAGACGAGGAGGCGGACUUCCCUAUAUUUGGCUCAGCCGAGCCUGAACCCGAGCCAGUAGCUGUUCAGCCUGCCGAGUCGGCUGCCAGUACGAAUGACCCGUCACGUGCGGCGUCUGAGGCGGCACCUCCAGUCCGCGAAGCCAGUGUGCCGAUGGAAGAGAGUGAGGAGGAGGAAGAGGAAGAGGAGAGCGACGAUGAUGUCGAGUUUAUCAUGGAGCCCGCGUCUCGCAGCUUGGAUCUACGACCGAAUCGAGGCGGUGUACGGAACAAUAGUGCUGUAUUCACGCCUACAAGAGCCUCGACCGGACCUGCGCCUUCAUUAACCACUGAGUACACCCCACGCGACCGCGCAACAGCAGCGCCAGCACCUGCCCUACCUGCCGCUACGCCGCAAUCCACUCCUGCGCCACAGCAGGCCCCAACGGGCAGUCAACCCGCUGCAGCACCGGCACCCGUAGAAGAACCUGUGGAUGAGGGACCGGAUCCUUCUACGCUACCACCGGUGAAAGCGCCCGGGUCGCACCCGCCUAUUGAUCCCGCUGCGACUGCUGUCGUCGACGGCCGUCCAGUGUAUGAGGUCGACCUAGCAAACCUGGCCGACAAGGGUUGGAGGAGACCAGGCGCCGACCUGAGUGACUGGUUCAACUAUGGUUUUGACGAGAUAAGCUGGGAGGCGUACUGUUUCCGCAGGAGAGAAUUGGGCGAUGCUGCAGAGGUCUUGAAGACGAACGUCCUUACAUUCGCCGGUAUGCCUGAAGAGCAAAUCACACAACUACCACCCGAAGUCCGCCAGAUGGUCAUGGCCGGUACUAACGCCAUGAUGGCCGGCGGCGCGAACCCGCAAAUGAUGCAAGGCAUGAUGGGUCCGGGCGACAUGGGCGGGAUGAACGGGAUGGGCAUGGACAUGCAAAAUAUGCAAAAUAUGCAGAACAUGCAGAAUAUGGGGAUGAUGAAUGUCAACCCGAUGAUGGGCGGGAUGCCAGAGAUGGGUAUGGACGGUGGUGCUCAGCAGGGUGGAAUGGGCGGUGAAGGAUUCGGUCAGCCUGGCGGAAUGCCCAUAGGCAUGCAGGGCGACUUUGGGAUGCAGGACCCGGCUAUGCAACAACAAAUAUACCAGGCAAUGGAACAGCAACAGGCGCCCACGCCCAUGCAGGGCGCACUACCCACUCAGGUGAACCCGAACGCCGGGCAGCAGCCACAGCAGCCGAACCAGCAGCAGACGCAGGGCAUGCGCGGCGGGUCAAUACCUCAAACUCAGUAUCAGCGUGGGCGCGGAGGAUCGCCACAGGUUCAGCGGGGUGCCGCGCGUCAAUUCGCCGGACGUGGGAGAGGGACGCCUACCGCUCCUGCGCGUGCAGCAUCACCUCUGCCUCCCAACGUGCCCACCGGACCCCGCAACGCCAACAAAUACAAGGACCGCGACAACAAUGCUCCGGCGGUCGACGGUCUGGACUAUGGCGGCGGCGAGCGUAGUAGCCGAACACCCACUGAUGCUCACGAAGACCGGACAGCAAGAAAAAGACGAGAACGGUCACCAACCGAUGAUCGUGAGCGUCGCGACUCGAAGAGACGAUGA